Messenger RNA from Rhipicephalus sanguineus (brown dog tick), 1837 nucleotides. RefSeq names its product intracellular coagulation inhibitor 2. The transcript has a single exon. Gene Ontology annotation, molecular function: serine-type endopeptidase inhibitor activity. Bases 13 to 1224 code for a protein of 403 amino acids. The record is from RefSeq and is a predicted model, not a curated record. NCBI's taxonomy places the organism in Eukaryota, Metazoa, Arthropoda, Arachnida, Ixodida, Ixodidae.
GCGCUUCUCAAGAUGGCCUCGUUCGUCGCCGCACUCCUGCUGUCCGCUGCGGCAUCCCUGGCGCCGACAUUUCCCCAAGAUGCUCACCUCAGGCACGCCAGGGCCAGCAAUGCUUUCGGCGUUGCCCUCUUCAAGGAACUCUGUUCGAAGACGACAGACCGGAAUGUCGUCUUCUCGCCAGCGAGCGUCAGCAUCGCCUUGGGAAUGUUGUAUGCCGGAGCUAGCGGCAAGAACCUCGGGGAACUGUCAACCGUUCUCGGACUCUCGGACGCCGGACUCGUCGACAGGGACGCCGUGCUGUCGGCCUACAAGUCGCUCGUCGAGACCAAGUCAGCCAACGCCACGCUGGACAUCGCCAACAUCGUACUGAUUCAGAAGGACUUCGAGGUCCUUGAGCAGUACAGGAAAGACGUCGCCAAGUACUUCCAUGCAGGAGCGCUGUCGGUGGACUUCUUUCGCGACGCCCAAAGAGUGGCGGCCGAAAUCAACGACUGGGUGAAGAAGAAGACCAGGGGGGAAAUCCCCAAGCUCCUGGACGUCGCCCCGCCGAUGAACACCGUGGCGUUUCUCAUCAACGCCAUCUACUUCAAGGGCAUGUGGGAGACCACGUUCCAGGAUCGCGACACCAAGCCGCUCGCCUUCUACAACCACGGCCAAGACGAAGUGAAGGUGGCCACCAUGUCAGUUCGUCGGCGCUUCGGUUACGCAGUGGUGGAAGAACUGGAGGCGAGGGCUUUGGAAGUGCCUUACGCCGGAGACCGAUUCAGCAUGGUCGUCAUGCUUCCCAAUAGCAGGACCGGGCUGUCGACGGUCGAGACCCGCCUAACGACAGACCUGGUGGAGAAGAUCGCGAACCGUCUGACGCUGAGGGACGUUCAGCUGUGGCUGCCCAAGUUCAAGCUGCAGACCGAGUACGACUUAGUGGAGCCGCUUCGCAGGCUUGGACUCAUAAGUGCCUUUGGCAAAGGUGCGGAUUUUUCUGGUAUCAGCGCCAGAAACGAUUUGCAGGUGUCCGACGUGGUGCACAAGGCUGUGGUCGAAGUUAGCGAGGAAGGCACUGUGGCUGCUGCCGUCACGGCGGUACGUGUCUCCUUCAAGAGCGGUGGAUUCGUUCGGCUACCUCCUCCUACUCCUUUCCGCGUCGAACACCCAUUCGCGUUCUAUAUUUGGGACAAAGUUGACAAGCGAGCGCUUUUCAUGGGAGCUAUUAGAAGUCUUCAAUAAUGCUUCAUUGUAUAUGUACGCCUGCGAAAUGCCUCAAACGCUUCCUAUAUACGGAUCUAGGAGCAAUUCGCAAGCGUGCGUUCGUUCACUUUAAACUGUACCCGAGACUUUGCUUUCACCACCGUUGCUAAUAUUCAAGGCUCUGCUUUAAACAAGGAUUCCCAAGUUUUCUAAUUUUUCUUGAAAGAAGGCAACCAGGCGGAGAAUUACCGGCGAGUUGUAGAGGGCAACAAAUUUGCGUGUGACCAACAUUUCCAGUUUCGUCCUGCUCCUCGUAUGGACCAAUAAAUCAUUUUGUACGGAUAGAGAACUGGUUUAUAGUUUGGUAUCAUUGGGUCAGGAGACGUAACAGCAACAAUAGAGAAAGAACUAAGCAGGUCGACAGCAUGCCGCCUGAAUGGGCGCAAUGUCCUCCAUGUAUGACUUGUUGAGCUUUAAUAGCGCAUACAUUUAGCGUGUUCUCCGCACGAUUGAAUUCUUGGGCAAUCUCCCUGAGUGGUUAUGCUUCAUAUGUUUGAUGUCAUUGCGCUCAUAAUGCUAAAACUUAGUAUGUGGACAACUGGGCACAUGUAAAGAGAAUUGCCGAUAGUGGGGCAAUAUUUUUUCUUCUUUC